Lodderomyces pseudojiufengensis is the source of this 1755-nucleotide messenger RNA. RefSeq lists its product as uncharacterized. NCBI's taxonomy places the organism in Eukaryota, Fungi, Ascomycota, Pichiomycetes, Serinales, Debaryomycetaceae. The record is from RefSeq and is a predicted model, not a curated record. Bases 1 to 1755 code for a protein of 584 amino acids. Gene Ontology annotation, biological process: oligosaccharide catabolic process. The transcript is spliced from 2 exons. Gene Ontology annotation, molecular function: alpha-amylase activity.
AUGACUAAAGAUUAUACAUGGUGGAAAGACGGUACUAUCUAUCAAAUUUAUCCAUCUACUUUUGCAAAGGGUCGUAAAGGAAAAUUUGAAGGUCCAAAAGAUAUCUUUGAUGGAGAAACUGGUGAUUUGAAAGGUAUCAUUGGGAAAUUAGACUAUUUGAAAGAAAUUGCUGACAUUAUCUGGUUAAGUCCUCAUUAUGAAAGUCCUAACAAUGAUGUUGGUUAUGACAUUUCAGACUAUCAGAAAAUCUUACCAAGAUAUGGUAAUUUAGAAGAUAUGCAAGAAUUGAUUGACGAAUGUCAUAAACGCGGUUUAAAACUCAUUUGUGAUUUAGUUAUUAACCAUACUUCUGAUCAACAUGAAUGGUUCAAAGAAUCAAGAUCAAGUUUAGACAAUCCAAAAAGAGAUUGGUAUAUUUGGAAAAAACCAAAAUAUGAUGAAAAUGGAAACAGGCAUCCACCAAAUAAUUGGGGUUCAUUUUUUUCCGGUAGUGCUUGGGAAUAUGAUCCUAAAACAGAUGAAUAUUAUUUAAGAUUAUUUGAUGUUAGUCAACCUGAUCUUAAUUGGGAAAAUGAAGACACAAGAGCAGCAAUUUAUGAGUCAGCUAUGAAAUUUUGGUUAGAUAAAGGUGUAGAUGGAUUCAGAAUUGAUACUGCUGGGUUGUAUUCAAAAGAUCAAGAUUUCCCAGAUGCCCCAAUUCUUUAUCCUGAAGAUGAAUUUCAACCAAGUGGAAACUUAAGUAAUAAUGGUCCUAGAAUUCAUUUUUUUCAUAAGGAAAUGUACGACAAGGUUACAUCCAAUUAUGAUGCCAUGACUGUAGGUGAGGUUGGCCAUUGUUCAAGAGAAGAAGCUUUGAAAUAUGUUAGUGCAUCUAGAGGUGAGAUGAAUAUGAUUUUCUUAUUUGACACUGUUGACAUUGGGUCAGAUAAAAGUGAUAGAUUUAGAUACUAUGGGUUUGAUUUGAAGGAUUUGAAAGAUGCUAUUAAAACUCAAUGUGAAUUCACUGAAGGUACAGAUGCUUGGUCUACUGUUUUUAUAGAAAAUCAUGAUCAACCAAGAUGUAUAACUAGAUUUGGUGAUAAGAAACAUCAAGUUAAAAGUGGAAAAUUAAUAGCUAUGUUUCAAACUACAUUAACUGGUACUUUAUUUAUUUAUCAAGGUCAAGAAAUUGGUAUGACUAAUGUUCCUAGAGACUGGUCAAUCGAUGAAUACCAAGAUGUUAAUACUAUCAACUAUUAUAAUCAAUUCAAGGAAAAGUAUGGUAAAGAUGCUGAUUUUGCUGAAAAAGAAGAAAAGUUAAUGGAUAUCAUCAAUUUGUUAGCUAGAGACAAUGCUAGAACACCAAUGCAAUGGGACGAUUCUGAAUAUUCCGGUUUUUCAGAUUACAAACCAUGGUCCAAAGUUAAUCCAAAUUACAAGGAAAUCAAUGUUGCCAAACAAUAUGAUGAUCCAAAUUCUUUAUUAAAUUUUUAUAAGAAAUCUUUGAAAUUAAGAAAAAAAUAUAAGGACUUAUUCAUUUAUGGAUCUUUCGAAAUUUUAGAUUAUGAUAACAAACAAACUUUCACCUACGUGAAAAGUUUAAAAGAUGCCGAUUCACCAAAAGCUUAUGUUGUUUUGAACUUCUCUAAAGAAAAUGCUAAAUUUGAAAAGUUGAUUGAUGGCCAAUACGAAUUGGUCAGUUGCAAUGUAGAUGAGGCUGACAUUGAUGAAGACAGAUUAUCACCAUUCGAAGGUCGUAUAUACAUUGUAAACUAA